Messenger RNA from Syngnathus typhle (broad-nosed pipefish), 4058 nucleotides. It is a transcript of the gene sp2, whose product is annotated as sp2 transcription factor. Lineage: Eukaryota; Metazoa; Chordata; Actinopteri; Syngnathiformes; Syngnathidae. The coding region runs from base 1226 to 3058 and encodes 610 amino acids. Gene Ontology annotation, molecular function: RNA polymerase II cis-regulatory region sequence-specific DNA binding; DNA-binding transcription factor activity, RNA polymerase II-specific. The transcript is spliced from 8 exons. The record is from RefSeq and is a predicted model, not a curated record. Gene Ontology annotation, biological process: regulation of transcription by RNA polymerase II.
AGGCUGAACGGACAGCGAAUGUCGUCAUGAGCGGUGGGUAGGAAUUCAAACAUUGGCGUUUAUAUUACCUUCUACUUGGUAAAACAUGAAAUUUGCGUGGCACGCGACUACGCGCCACUAUUCCGCGGUCAAAGGAUGGAAAUUAAAGCCGCCCUGCGGGGGCUCGCGUCAAACCCGAAGCCGUCACACUUCCUGAAUUGGCUUUCCCUUUUCUGUAUUGCUACCGAAGAGUUUAACUCGCUAACUACGCGGAUGCUAGCGCCACCGAGCUAGCCCGAGUAAGCUAACAUGCUAAGCUAAGAUGCUUUUGGACUUGUCUCUCCUCAAACGUAACCCACAAAUGGCCCCCCUUUUCCCUUUUAAUAAACACAAUAUUACGUGUAAUUAUUUGCGUAUUGCGGCUUUCUUGUUUUUUUUGUUCCCGCCGUUGCUAAAACGCACACGAAAUAAAUCAGAUUAGACUAGCCGCUAGUUGUUAGCCACCGGAGCUGCUGCUGCUUCUAUUUUUUUGUGUGUGUGUAGCUUGUGUGCUAACGUCAUUAGCACAAACAAAUCAACGCGAGCAAGCCGGCUAGUGAUCAAAUGUCAAAUUGAAGUACUUGUUACUACUACAGAGUAAUUUGGAAGUAGACAAUUGUAAAUGUUUUUAUUUUGUGUGGCAUCUUUUCUGUCCUCCUUUCUCUCGUACGGUAUUUAAUAUUUGGUUAUCUUCUAUAUAAUUUGAUAAAUAAAGGUCAAGACACUUUUUAUUUGGCAAUUAUUGUUUUGCUGCUUUGGUUUUAUUGCUGCUUUGGUUUCUUUAUUGCAAUGCAGAAACAGCCAUGUUUGAAGUCGUCUUCAGAAUUUAGUGAUGAUUUCAAAUUUUAGGCCAGGAUAUGAAGAACACUAAUUCCAAGGGAGUCCAAUGCAAAUGUUGCAUGGAGGCAAAUGACAUUUUGCUGCAGCUUUUUUGCUUGAGCCCAUUGAUUGAGCAAAUAAUGGUGGCCCACUAAAUUACACUUGUUGCAUAAUGGUCGGGACAUCAAUAAAAUUGAUUUGGAAACUGACAAAUAGUUGUGCUGCAACCAUGUGAGUUGCACGUUUGUCAUGCAUUGCUCUCCUUCUACGGUUACAAGGGACUUAAGGAUCCUAACCUUUGACACUUUUGCCUUUACACUUUUAUAAGAACAGUAUAAACCAGCAUCCCUCAGAAUUUUGCAGUCUGCUAUUGUAUUUAAAGGACAACAUGGCCACCGUUGUCGCUGUCAGUCCCAGUGAAUAUCUCCAGCCCUCGAGCAUCACCACACAGGGAGAGAGCCAGCCGUCUCCUUUGGCCCUGCUGGCUGCCACCUGCAGUAAGAUCGGCCCGCCCGCCGCCCAAGCCCCUGCCGCCUCGCCGCCGGCCCCGCCGCAGCCCCGGCGUCUCCUUCCAAUCAAACCGGCUCCCAUCGCACCGGCGCCUCCCAAGAACCUAGGCUUCCUCCAAGCUAAGGGCAAUGUGAUCCAGCUCCCGGCCGGCCUGGGCACCGGCGCGCCCGGCAGCCCCAUCGUGCUCACCAUCCAGCAGAGCCCGGGCCGCCCCGGCCCCCAGUCCCCCGCCAACAUCCAAUACCAGGUCAUGCCGCAGAUCCAGGGCACCCAGACCAUCCAGGUGAUGCAGCAGGGCGGACAGAUCCAGCUCAUACCGGGCACCAACCAGGCCUUCAUCACCACCCCCAUGUCCGUGCCGGCCCAGGCGGCCGUCGCCCCCGUGGCCGCCCCUAUCCUGCCGCAGAAGACGGUCGCCAUCAAACCUUCGCCCAAAACGAGGAGGUCAAGCGCCGCCGCCAACUUGUUGCAGUUGCCGCUCAAUGUGGCGACGGGGGAGGUGGGCGGCGCUCAGAUCGUAACCGAGACGGCGACGGCGCCCGCCGUGGUGGGAAAGCCGCGACGAGGCAGGAAGAAGAAAAUGAUGCUGGACGCUCAAGCCCCGCCGCCGCCGCCACAGCUUUCGCUUCCUCCGCUGCCGCAGGUUCCUUCUCCGCCCCCGGAGCAGAUGGAGACCAUCGUGAUAGAAACUGCGGACAACAUCAUUCAGGCGGGGAACAACCUGCUGAUCGUGCAGAGUCCCGGCCAGCCGGCCAUGGUACAGCAGGUGCAACUGGUGCCCCCGAAGCAGGACCCUCCUGUGGUCCAGAUCCCCCAGCAGGCCCUGAAAGUGGUGCAGGCCGCCUCCGCCUCGCUGCCGCCCGUCCCGCAGCGCCAAUCGCCCGCGCCCUCCGGCCUGCAGGUGGCGUCACCGGACACGGCGCCAACGCAGCUCUUUUUUAAGACGGGAGCCGGCGAGUGGCGGUCGGUGCAAAUCCAGGAUGCCAUCUCCACGGCGACGACGCCCACUACUCCUGUCGCCACCCCCGCCUCGCCGCCCCCUACCCCCGCCGUUGUCAAGAAGACUUCGACGGGCGGCAGAAAGGAGCGCACGCUGGCCAAAAUUGCACCGGCGGGCGGAAUGAUGGCGCUGAACACGUCUCCGCUGUCGUCGGCGGCGCAGGCGGUGCAGACCAUCAGCAUCAAUGGCGUCCAAGUGCAGGGAGUUCCCGUCACUAUCACCAACGCAGGAGGCCAGCAGCACUUGACAGUGCAGACCAUGCAGGGCGGCGGCCUCCAACUGGCGGGGAUGGCGGCUCACGGCCAGCCCGCCAUCCACGUCGACCAGACGCUCACGCUGGAACUUCCCGGACACGCCGGUGAGAAGAAGCGACGCAUGGCCUGCACGUGCCCCAACUGUAAAGACGCUGAGAAAAGGCCGGGCGACGUGGCCAAGCGGAAGCACAUCUGUCACUUUCCCGGCUGCGAGAAGACCUUCCGCAAGACGUCGCUGCUCCGAGCGCACGUCCGCUUGCACACGGGCGAGCGGCCCUUCGUCUGCAACUGGGUUUUCUGCGGCAAGCGUUUCACGCGCAGCGACGAGCUGCAGCGUCACGCCAGGACGCACACGGGAGACAAACGCUUUGAGUGCAACCAGUGUCAGAAGCGUUUCAUGAGGAGCGACCACCUGACCAAGCAUUACAAGACACACAUAAACACCAAGAACCUGUGAGAAAACAACAAGACUCCACAUUGAAAAACUGGAGUUCGUCGCUUGUCCCAUACUGGGACCCCGAAGCCACUGCUUCAAAAAAAAGAAAAAAGGAAAAAGGACUCUUGUGCGACUCUUGUGGAACGCCAUGUACAAAGAAAAAGCAGGCUGAAGAGACUCCAACUUAUUUAUGACCCCUUUUGGAAACGGACAAAGUUGACACACGCCAGCCUACGUGCAACGGCAGGACUCCAGUCAGAGCGGCCUCCAUUUUGUGUCCUUAUCUCAAAGCAGCCACCAUUUUGUUUACCGCCUCCUCCUUCUCCGUGUGCUUGAAGCUCCCAGGGUUACGUUUUUAACGGUUAUUUUUACAUUGACAUUUGCUGCCUACUUUUAAGUUGACGCAUGUGGAUUUUUUUCCCGCCCAGUUGCGAGUGUUUUCGAACAUUCGUUCCGCAAACAUUUGCGACCUUGAAUGACGCAGAUGAAAACGUGACAUUCGAAAUUGUUCGCCCCUCGGUGGGAUUGGGGCUCAAUGCCAAUUUCGCUUCAUCUCUUCGUUAAAGGAUUUUGCACCAUCGUUGACACCAGUAUUAUCAUGCACAUUGUUUCAUACAACAUUUUAAAUCUGUUUUUAACCUCAUAAGCUAUGAACCGGUCGGACCACAGUGACGCGACAAUCACCACAGGAUGCAAUCGUCGGUGUGCGUGAAAGCGUUAAAUCCACAUCAAGCAGCGUCUGAGCACUUGUUCCCCUUUUACGUAAAGCAGCUUGAGAGACACCGACCCCAAACUUGGCACGAAAGGAGACGCACAAAGUGCGUGAAAGGAGGGGGAGAGUCUGCUGGUAUUAUUUAUCUUGGUCCGCUCCCUCAAUGAUGUAGUGAAGGAGGAGGACGUUGUACAGUGUAUUGAAAUAUGAUGUGUGACAUUGUAUAUUUGCUUCAUUAAUGCUUUGUAAAAGACCUCUAGAGACCAUUUUCUAUCAUUAAAGAUGCCUUAGACAGCUAUUUAAAAUAAA